GUUUCUACGGGAGGUACUUCAACUUAUCGAUGUUGUUUUCGUUUCCUCCGUUUGGCUGCGCCCCGAAAGCGUCCUUAAGUCUGCGUCGAAGAAUCGCGUAUUGACAGACUGAAAUGUUGCGCAACAAGUACAGACCAAGCCACCCUGAUCGCUUUCGGGUCGACUUUCGCAGUGGCAACUUCGCUUCCCAGCUUCUGGCGGUCAGGGAGUUCGAAGAUGGGGAGAUUAUAGCAACAUUGGAAGGCAUUACAGAAGGACCUAAACGGUACAGCUCGGUUCAAAUCUCCCGAGAUAUGCAUAUUGAGCUGAACUCAGACUUAUUAUAUAUGAAUCACUCAUGUGAUCCUUCCGCGAUCAUCGAUGUAUCAGCACGUCAAGUUCGCGCUACACGGUUCAUCCCAGCCAAUACACCUAUCACGUUCUUCUAUCCCUCCACCGAAUGGGAGAUGGCGCAGCCUUUCUCUUGUAAUUGCGGGGCCAGAAAUUGUCUGGGUAGUAUUAAGGGAGCCAAGUGGAUCGAGGAAGACCGGCUAAAAGACUUCUGGUGUAACGAACACAUCUGGGUUUUGAAAAGGGAGCAAAGCGGUAACGGGGAGAGAAACAAGGCUUAGGCAUUCGAGCGGUGUGUGUAUGCUAAAAUAUGAUAUGAUAUCGCAAGCGUUAAAUACGACGUUUAUGGUGGCGCGUUUGGAGUUCUUGUGAGACCGAUGGAACAG
Messenger RNA from Gloeophyllum trabeum ATCC 11539, 716 nucleotides. RefSeq lists its product as uncharacterized. The coding region runs from base 114 to 611 and encodes 165 amino acids. The transcript has 3 exons. The record is from RefSeq and is a predicted model, not a curated record. Lineage: Eukaryota; Fungi; Basidiomycota; Agaricomycetes; Gloeophyllales; Gloeophyllaceae.